Messenger RNA from Sparassis crispa, 399 nucleotides. RefSeq lists its product as hypothetical. NCBI's taxonomy places the organism in Eukaryota, Fungi, Basidiomycota, Agaricomycetes, Polyporales, Sparassidaceae. The record is from RefSeq and is a predicted model, not a curated record. The transcript is spliced from 6 exons. The coding region runs from base 1 to 399 and encodes 132 amino acids.
AUGACUCCGCAGGUCAUGCAGACAUCUGAUCCAGCUCUUUUCAACGAUGCUUUCUUGGCGCCGAACGCUACUCAGCAAGCCACUCUCAAUAUCCCUCUGUUUUCACUGGCUACACCCACGCCCACCGCUAGUGGCGCAUCUACUGGCGCUACUAGUGACAGUGUAGCUGUUGAAACUCUCCCGCAAUUUGUGCUUGACGCUAUUGCCGCAGCAGAAGCCACCGACUCUGACCCUCAGGCUCUAGCCGCACAGGAGGCUGCACGGGCAGAUGGCGACAGAUGCAUUGCCUCUGGGAGAUCAUGCACCCCCGACUGGAUUGCACGGCCCGAAAUGCCAAGGUGCUGCCCUGGCCUUACGUGCUAUGCCGUCAUCUUGGCAGUCGGAGGAUGGUGUGGCUGA